Acanthopagrus latus (yellowfin seabream) is the source of this 1614-nucleotide messenger RNA. RefSeq names its product betaine--homocysteine S-methyltransferase 1-like. NCBI's taxonomy places the organism in Eukaryota, Metazoa, Chordata, Actinopteri, Spariformes, Sparidae. The coding region runs from base 145 to 1347 and encodes 400 amino acids. The transcript is spliced from 8 exons. The record is from RefSeq and is a predicted model, not a curated record. Gene Ontology annotation, molecular function: zinc ion binding; betaine-homocysteine S-methyltransferase activity.
GAGGAACAGAGAAGGACGAGCCGUGCGGGAGGCAGGCGGUGCUGCGGUGACAUCAGGAGCCGCACAUUAUAAAUCCGGCCUGAUGGCAAGCGCACAUCCUUUCCGCCGUCAGAGAGCCGAGCGGGGAUCACUGCUGCAGGAAUCAUGGCACCAGCUGGAGAGAAGAAGGGAAUCCUGGAGCGUCUGGAUGCGGGAGAGGUCGUGAUCGGGGACGGAGGCUUCGUCUUCGCCCUGGAGAAGAGAGGCUACGUCAAAGCAGGACCGUGGACACCUGAAGCCGCAGCCGAGCACCCUGAAGCGGUGCGUCAGCUGCACCGCGAGUUCCUGCGUGCGGGAGCCAACGUCAUGCAGACCUUCACUUUCUACGCCAGCGACGACAAACUGGAGAACAGAGGCAACAAACAGCGCUUCACCGGGCAGCAGAUCAACGAGGCAGCUUGUGACCUGGCCAGGGAGGUGGCCAAUGAGGGAGAUGCUCUGGUGGCGGGCGGAGUCUCUCAGACGCCCUCCUACCUGAGCUGCAAGAGCGAGGAUGAGGUCAAGGCCAUCUUCAUGAGACAGAUCGAGGUCUUCGUCAAGAAAGAUGUGGACUUCCUGAUCGCAGAGUACUUCGAGCACGUGGAAGAGGCCGAGUGGGCGGUCCAAGUCCUGAAGACCAGCGGGAAGCCCGUGGCUGCGUCUCUGUGUAUCGGACCUGAUGGAGAUCUGAACCGAGUCAGCCCCGGAGACUGUGCCGUCAGACUCGUCAACGCCGGAGCUCACAUCGUGGGCAUUAACUGCCACUUCGACCCGGCGACGUGUCUGAAGACCGUGAAGCUGAUGAUGGAGGGCGUGAAGAAGGCCGGGCUGAAGGCUCACUUCAUGAUCCAGCCGCUGGCGUACCACACUCCUGACUGCGGCCACCAGGGCUUCAUCGACCUGCCCGAGUUCCCCUUCAGUCUGGAGCCGAGGAUCCUGACCAGAUGGGACAUGCAGAAAUACGCCCGGGAAGCGUACAACGCCGGCAUCCGUUUCAUCGGAGGCUGCUGUGGGUUUGAGCCCUAUCACACCCGGGCGCUGGCUGAGGAGCUGGCGCCUGAGAGGGGUUUCCUGCCCGCCGGCUCCGAGAAGCACGGCAACUGGGGCAGCGGCCUGGCCCUGCACACCAAGCCCUGGGUCCGAGCCAGGGCCCGUCGUGACUAUUGGGAGACGCUGAAGCCUGCGUCCGGACGUCCCCUCUGUCCCUCGAUGUCGACGCCCGACAGCUGGGGCGUCACCAAAGGCCACGCUGACCUGAUGCAGCAGAAGGAGGCGACCUCCCAGGAGCAGCUGAAGGCUCUGUUUGACAAGGCCGCCCACAGCCACUGAGCGCCUCCUCACGACGUUACACUGAAGGUUACACACCAAAAAAGAUCAAAAUGCUGAAGUUUGGGUCUUUUUUUUUUUUAGGACCAUUUUUACUCUGUGGAAGAUGGUAUCGCUUCAAACUCGCUUUCUAGCAUUUACCAUCAACGGGUGCCUGUAAAGAGCAGCUUUCAAUGCACACAGAUGUCUGUCAACACUCCAGAAGUGCCUGAUGUCUUACAAAAAGGAAAAAAUAAAGAUGUGUAUCAGUAAACUUCUAAUUGAACGAAA